AUGGCACCGCAAGCCCAAUUCCCCCCUCCUCCAGUCGACACAAUUGACUGGAACAAUGUCGGCUUCAAAGUCCGCGAAGUAAACGGCCACGUCGAAGCCCGCUACACCGCGUCUACAAAAUCCUGGACCGCCCCCCAGCUCGUCAAAUCUCCCUACCUACCCAUCCACGGGAUGGCCCCCGGUCUCAACUACGGCCAGCAAGCCUACGAAGGCCUCAAGGCCUUCCGCCACCCAUCGAACAACAAAAUCACCAUAUUCCGCCCAGACCGCAACGCCGCACGCAUGCAGCGCUCCGCAGAGUUCAUCUCCGUCCCGCCCGUCCCGGAAUCGCUAUUCCUCGAAGCCGUGGAGCUGGCUGUUGCCGCGAACGCGGGGUUCGUGCCGCCCCACGAGACUGGCGCGGCGAUGUACAUCCGCCCGCUGAUUUUCGGGUCGUCGGCGCAGCUGGGCCUUUCGCCGCCUGAGGAGUAUACUUUUGUUGUGUUUGUGAUGCCGACGGGGGUGUAUCAUGGUGUUCAUGCCGUUGAUGCGCUGGUGUUGGAGGAUUUCGACCGGUCUGCGCCGGAGGGGACGGGGAGUGCCAAAGUUGGUGGGAACUAUGCGCCUGUGCUGCGACACAGUGCGAAGGCGCAUCAUGAGGGGUUCGGGAUUACGCUGCAUUUGGAUAGUCGGACGAGGUCGGAGAUUGAUGAGUUUUCGACUAGUGCGAUGAUUGCGGUGAAGAGGGAUAAGGGGAGCGGACAGAUUACGCUGGUGCAGCCGGAUAGUCCGAAUGUGAUUGAUUCUGUGACGGCGGCGUCGGUGUGUGAGAUUGGGAAGCGCUGGUUUGGGUAUGGGGUUGAGAAGAGGAGAAUUCCGUAUGAGGAGUUGAGUGAGUUUGAGGAGGUCAUGGCUGCUGGCACGGCGGCGGCGUUGGUUCCUAUUCGCAGCAUUACGAGGCGCUCGACUGGGGAUAAGUUUUCAUAUGAAAGUGGCGGCGAGAGUGCUGGGGGUGGGGAUAUUUGCGUGAAGCUUUUGUCCACGUUGAAGGGAAUUCAGCUGGGCAAGGUUGAAGAGAACUUGGGAUGGAACCUUGUUGUGAAGGCGCCCCCAGUGGAGUGGGUGGAAGCUGCUGAGAAAGAGCAGUCGGGGAUUGAGGUUCCUUGA
Molecule: messenger RNA, 1146 nt
Organism: Aspergillus puulaauensis
Lineage: Eukaryota; Fungi; Ascomycota; Eurotiomycetes; Eurotiales; Aspergillaceae
Product: branched-chain amino acid aminotransferase
Exons: 2
Coding region: 1-1146 (381 amino acids)
Biological process (GO): branched-chain amino acid metabolic process
Molecular function (GO): branched-chain-amino-acid:2-oxoglutarate transaminase activity
Source: RefSeq, a predicted model, not a curated record